AUGGCGGCGGAGGCGGCGAAGCAGCAGCGUCUGUGGGACGGCGUGAUGGAGAUGACGAAGGCCGCGCAGGAAACGGGCACCGACCCCCUGAUAUGGGCCACGCGGCUUUCGUCGAGUCUCACUGCCGCCGGCGUCUCCAUGCCGUCCGUCGAGGUGGCGGAGCUGCUCGUUUCUCACAUCUGCUGGUCGAACAACACCCCAAUCGCGUGGAAGUUCCUCGAGAAGGCGCUCACCGUUCGUAUCAUACCACCCCUGUUCGUUCUCGCCCUUCUCUCGGCCAGGGCAAUACCAAGUCGAAGAAGGUAUCCGGUAGCUUAUAGAUUGUAUAUGGAGCUUCUGAGGAGAUAUGUUUUUUCUCUGCCAUCUUUGAUUAGUGGUCCCGAUUAUCACAAGACUAUGGAAUCUAUAAACAAUGUGCUCCAUCUUCGUCAAAUAUUCGAAGUUCAGUCCUCUGGACCUGGGCAUAUUGUUGUUGAAUUUAUAUUUUCAGUUGUAUGGAAACUACUUGAUGCAUCACUUGAUGAUGAUGGCCUGUUAGAGCUCGCCUUCGAAAAGAAAUCAAGGUGGCCAAUCAAGAGUCAAGACAUGGAAAUCGACUGUAUUGAUGGAUUUGAAGGGAAAAGUUUGGAACAUCAAGCAGCACUGAGUAAGAUGAAUACUGUAAUGGCUAUUGAAAUAAUUGCUGAGUUUUUUCAGAACAAGGUGACUUGCCGGAUACUUUACUUGGCCAGGCGGAACAUGCCAUCUCAUUGGGAUUGCUUCAUUCAUCAUUUAAGACUACUGACCACAAGUUCUGCAUCUUUAAGGAACUCAAAGAAUAUCUCUCCAGAAGCACUUCAGCAGUUGACAUCAGAUACACGGAGACUUCUGUCUCGUGCGUGUAAAAUGAGCCUAGUUGCUACAACUCCUGUAUCAGCUAGUGGUAAAUGUAAGGGUACUGUUCGCUCGGCUCUCUGGCUUCCUAUAGAUCUAUAUUUAGAAGAUAUGAUGGAUGGAUCAGAAGUGAGAGCUACCAGUGCUGCUGAAACUUUAACUGGUCUAGUGAAGUCUCUCCAGGCUGUAAAUCAAACCACUUGGCAGGAUACAUUUCUUGGUUUGUGGACUGCAGCUUUACGUCUUGUUCAGAGGGAGAGGAAUUCCAUUGAGGGUCCUGUUCCGCGCACAGAUACUUGUUUAUGCUUGCUAUUGUCCAUUACAACUCUUGCUGUGGUUAAUAUUGUUGAAGAGGAGGAUAUCAUGUUAAGUGGCGAAGCCGAACAAAGCUCCAUCGGUCCGAGGAAACAUACUGAUUUCGUUGGAAAACGUCGCGAAGACUUAGUUUCCAGCCUUCAGCAGUUGGCUGAUUUUGAAACAUUGUUGACUCCCCCACAAGUUGUAAGCCCAUUGGCAAAUCAAGCUGCUUUAAAAGCAAUGAUGUUCCUUUCUGGUGUCUCUGUGGGGAGUGGGCUUCUUAAUGGAAUGAGUUUGAAUGACAUGCCCCCGAAUUGUUCGGGAAACCUUCGGCAUUUGAUUGUCGAGGCUUGCAUUGCUAGAAAUGUUCUGGACACGUCAGCAUAUAUGUGGCCUGGGUAUGUAAAAGGUCGCUGCAGUCAAAUACCACGAAACAUUUCCGGGCAAAUGCCUGGUUGGUCAUCAUUUAUGGAAGGGUCGCCUUUAACUCCUCCCAUGAUCAGUGCAUUGGUAUCAACUCCAGCUACUAGCUUAGCAGAAAUAGAGAGGGUAUACGAGAUUGCUGUCAGUGGUUCGGAUGAGGAGAAGAUUUCUGCUGCUACAAUAUUUUGUGGGGCGUCUCUUUUUCGUGGGUGGACUAUACAGGAACAUAUACUCCACAUGAUAAUGAAAUUGCUUUCACCGGCUGUGCCUACAAAUUUUUCUGGAAUUGAGAGUCACUUGAUAGGCUGUGCUCCAUUUUUGAAUGUGCUUCUUGUCGGGAUAUCAUCUGUCUGUGUUCAGAUAUUUUCCUUGCACGGCUUGGUUCCUCAACUUGCAGCUGCAUUGAUGCCAAUAUGUGAGGUUUUCGGUUCCUCUGCACGCAAUAUGUCGUGGACAGUUAACGGGGAGGAGCUUGCUUCUUAUGCUGUAUUUUCAAAUGCAUUUACUCUGCUGCUGAAGCUAUGGAGAUUUGAUCACCCACCUUUGGAACAUGUAAUGGGAGAUGGUGCUCCCGUGGGAUCUCAUUUAACUCUGGACUUCCUCCUAUUGGUGCACAACUCCCAGCUAGCUUCCCAUGAGAAUCUAAGAAAAAAUCAAAAUAAAACUAAUAGACGGUCAAGAUUGUCAUAUCCAUCUUCGAGGGGCCCCGUAUUCAUGGAUUCCUUCCCGAAGCUCAAACAUUGGUACAGAAAGCAUCAAGAAUGCAUUGGCGCUAUUCUUUCCAGUCUGGUACCUGGAAACACGAUCCAUCAGAUUGUUGAAGCACUCCUUAGCAUGAUGUUUAGAAGAAUUAGCAGAGGAGGUCAAACUUUGACUCCUACAACUUCAGGAAGCAGCAGCUCAUCUGCAUCUGGCCCUGAUGAAUUCUUUCUCCGCCUUAACUUUCCUGCCUGGGACAUACUCGAGGCUGUUCCAUUUGUACUUGAUGCUGCUCUCACUGCCUGCGCCCAUGGGAGACUAUCCCCACGUGAAUUGAUUACAGGACUCAAAGAUCUUGCUGAUUUUAUUCCUGCUUCCUUGGCGACCAUGAUAAGUUACUUUUCAGCAGAAGUGAGUAGGGGUAUUUGGAAGCAUGCUUCUAUGAACGGAACCGACUGGCCAAGUCCUGCUGCAAAUCUAUCCAUGGUUGAAGAACAGAUUAAGAAUAUCCUUGCUGCCACUGGUGUCAAUGUCCCAUGUCUUGCUGUAGGCGCAAGCUCCCACGUGACUCUCCCUCUCCCUCUCGCCGCCCUCAUUAGCUUCACAAUAACUUACAAGCUUGACCGUCUCAACGACCGCCGCUACCUAUCCUUAAUGGGCCCUGCCCUUAGCCACCUCGGCGUGGGCUGCCCUUGGCCUAGUAUGCCCAUAAUCUCCGCCCUUUGGUCCCAAAAGGUCAAACGAUGGUCCGAUUUCCUCAUCUACGGCGCCUCCCAAACCAUCUUCCACCACAACCACGACUCGAUCGUCCAGCUCCUCCGCGCUUGCUUCUCCUCUGCCCUCGGCCUCCCCUCCUCUCCCGGCGGAGUCGGCCCACUCCUCGGGCACGGCUUCGGGUCCCACUCCUCCGCCGUUGCCCCAGGCACUCUCUACCUCCGAGUCCACCGAGCCGUAAGGAGCGUUAUCCACAUGACCGAGCAGAUGGUUCAUCUCCUCAUGCAAACGGUCGAGGAAAUCUCCGAGAGUGCACAGAAGCUGAGGAAAACUCGGCAUGGGUCGAGGUACGGACAGGUGUCGCUUGCCGGCGCGAUGGACCGCGUCAAGACAGCAGCCUCGCUUGGGGCCUCACUGAUCUGGAUGACUGGCGGGGUGAACUCGGUUCUCGCCGUGUUCAAGGAGAUACUCCCAUCAUGGUUCGUGUCGGGCCAGUCCGCGGCCCGUCCGGUGAUGGCGACUCUGGGGGGUUACGCGCUGGCGUACUUUGCCGUGAUGUCGGGGCUUUUUGCGUGGGGGGUGGGGGAGGAAAAUCGCUCGGGGGGAGGAGGAGGAGGUGAGGGAGGGGCGAAGAGGAGGAGGCGGAAGGUUCUGGAGAAUCACUUGGAGUUUGUGGGGAGCGCGCUGAACGGGAAGGUAUCGCUCGGGUGUGACGGGACGAUGUGGAGGGCUUACGUGACGGGUUACUUGAGUUUGAUAAUCGGGUGUACGCCAGGGUGGAUGCUAGAGGUGGACGCGGAGGUUUUGAAAAGUGUGGGUCGGGGGCUGAGGCAGUGCAACGAGGAGGAGAUGGCGGUGGCGCUGCUCGGGAUAAGUGGGAUCGGGACAAUGGGGGCUGCAGCAGAGAUUAUUAUUGAAGCUGGGGUUUGA
This is a messenger RNA of Striga hermonthica, 3936 nucleotides long. The record is from the annotation of a GenBank genome assembly. NCBI's taxonomy places the organism in Eukaryota, Viridiplantae, Streptophyta, Magnoliopsida, Lamiales, Orobanchaceae.